GGCUGGAGCUAUCCAGUAUCAAGUGUGUUUGUAUUUGCUCAACCAGGGUUUUAUCUGUGCUGAUGAAUUCCACUGGUUGGAAACUUGCUUCCCCUGGAAACCAUUACAAUUCUGUCCUCAAAAACGGCCUAAAAUGCUUGUCCUGCAGCUUGUCCCUCUGGUCCUUAAAUCCCUGUUAAUGCUUCCCCUGUGCCUGCAUUUUGUCCUCCUGUGGUUCUGCUGAGGUCAGACUUCCCUUUUGUUUUCUUUCCCUUCUGCCUUCCGCUAACGAGACAUUUUUAUGAUUCUUCAGCAUUCUGGGUGCUUUUGUGGAGUGCAGGUUAAAAGUACAGGCUGUUAAUGCAACAAGUGCUGCCAUGCUGUCUGUCUGCAAAUGCCCUAUGGGAGCAAACUGGGGCAUCUCCCAGCAUGUCCCUCCUGCCCUGUCCAGCUAAUCCCUGCGCAGCCUCUUGCCCCUCACUGCAGUGUUUGUUCCCAGUGUUUGCCAGGACUGUGCCAUUGGGAAAGGGGGUGUCUGGGAGGGCGAAUGUGGAGGCUGGGCUGGAUUUCUGUCCUUCCCUGGGCAGUGGAGUGUCUGGUGCACUUUGAUCCCUGGAGGGAGGCUUGGCAGAGGCAGCUGGUGCCCUGCCCAAGCUGGGAACAGGCUCCACAGCAGCCUUCACUGUGUUCCUGGUGGGACAGAGGGUGGGAGCCUGUGGGUCAGGAUGAGGCCUCUGCUCUGGGCUGCCUGCAGCCAGCUGCUGCCCCGGGGGGCUGGGCUCUGUGCUCCCAAGCUGGCUGGGACCACUGUGGUGACCUCCUCACACCACAGCCUGCAGCCCUCGACCCUUCUGGCCACCUCCAGCUCCCCAGCCAGCGCAUCUGCAGGGUUCCUGCAGCCCCCGGUCCCAGGGAGCAGAGCCCCCAGCUGCUGGAGCUCGGGGUUCAAUGUGCCCCCCAGUGCCCAGCUGGUGGCCCGGCCUGCGGGGGUCUGCUCCAUGAUGAAGCUUCCCGUGCAGGCGUCAGCAGAGGGGCUGGACGUGGCGUUUGUCGGUGUUCCGCUGGACACGGGCACAUCCAACCGGCCAGGAGCCAGGUUCGGGCCGCGCCAGAUCCGCGCCGAGUCCGCCAUGCUGCGGAGGUUCCACGGCAGCACCGGCGCGGCGCCGUUCGACUCGCUGCGCGUGGCCGACAUCGGCGACGUGAACGUCAACCUCUACAACCUGCCCGGCAGCUGCCGCCUCAUCCGCCGCUCCUACCAGCGCAUCGUGGCCUCUGGCUGCGUGCCCCUCACCUUGGGUGGAGAUCACACCAUUACAUACCCAAUCCUGCAGGCCCUGGCGGAAAAGCACGGUCCCGUGGGCCUGGUGCACGUGGACGCUCACACCGACACCGGGGCCGGGGCUCUGGGGGAGAAGAUCUACCACGGCAGCACGUUCCGGCGCUGCGCGCAGGAGGGGCUGCUGGACUGCGCCCGCGUGGUUCAGAUCGGCAUCCGAGGCUCCUCCUACGAGCCCGACCCCCACAAGUACAGCCGGGAGCAGGGUUUCCGGGUGGUCCUGGCUGAGGAGUGCUGGAUGAAGUCCCUGGAGCCGCUGAUGAGGGAGGUGAGGGUGCAGCUGGGGGACAAGCCGAUGUACAUCAGCUUCGACAUCGACGGGCUGGACCCCGCCUACGCCCCGGGCACGGGCACCCCGGAGAUAGCCGGGCUCACACCCGCGCAGGCUUUGGAGAUUAUUCGUGGCUGCAAAGGCCUGAACAUAGUGGGGUGUGACCUUGUGGAAGUUGCACCCAUGUACGAUGUCUCUGGCAAUACAGCCCUUCUGGGGGCAAACCUACUCUUUGAGAUGCUGUGUGUCCUCCCAGGAGUGAAAACACUCUGAGGGGCAGUUCCCACCGACCCUGGGACAACGCUACUUUGUGUCCUCAGCCAGGCUUUCCAUGUCCCCUUCCCUUCAGCCAGCUGCAGCCAGCAUGAAAUAAACGCCAUUUACCACUAGAAAAGGUUCUUUUAAGCUGGGAAACUGUGGGGAACAGGCUAGACAUCCCAUCUAACUGGGGUCUGGAGCUUUGGAGUUAGCCUGGGAAAGGGAGAGAUGAAACUAAUGCCGUUUUGCUUCUGGAAUGAUUCACCCAGCUCACAGGGCUCCUGGAAAAACUGUCACUGGUAAAAGGUUUGUCCCAUUAGGACGUUGCAGGAUAAUGAAUUGUAGAAAAAGGGAGGACAUGAGCCUCCUGCUGAGAGUAGAGAGAGAUUUCACUAGAUUUCCUGCUGGUGGAAUAACCAGACGUUUCACAUGGUAGGAGCAGUUUAACACUCCUGAAAUUUCUCAGAGGACAUGGAGGUGAGGUUAGUUUGUACAUGGAGACAAGAGCCACCUCAUCACACAUUAAAAUAGUUUAUUUUGGUUGCAAACCUGUAAUUGUCUUAAAACAAAAUGACAUCAGUGCCUGUUCACAAAUACAAAAACAAAACAAACAAAAAAGCCCAAAACAAAAAAACCCCAACCAAACAAAAAUCCCCCAAAAUAAAAAAAAAAAAGACAAGUUUGCCAAAUAAGUUAAUUCCCCCCCUCCCAGUAUCAAAAGUGCAAAAUAGGUACCUAGUUCUCAGUCCUACUGGUCAGGCUGUGCUUGUGUCCUGGCUCCUGGUUGCUCUGGGUGAAGGGCAGACAGGGACAGGGAGGAGUUUGGAAACAACCUCCACUCUGGGGCCUGUAUCCCUUUGCCUCAGCUCUGAGCACUGUGCCAUCACUCAGAUGUCACUAGGAAAGUGCACUAGGACCAAAUCUCCUCAAUCUUUGGAUUACAAAUCACCACGUGUGGAACAGAAUCACUCAGGUGUUUGGAAGGUGAUGGGGGUGGCUGCUGGGAGAGGGCAGAUCCUGGAAAAGCAGCUCUGACUGUGGUCUCAAGACAGCAAACACCUGCAGUGCCAUGCUGGCACUGCAGCCAACUAAACCAGGGGGCAGAGCAGCUUGACUCUUGCUUCAACCCAGGCAAAAAAAUUCCAUAAAAAUCCAGGAGCUGUGCUCCUGUCCAGCCACAGCUGGCACAGGUAGACUGAUGCAAGCACUCCCUCAGUUCAGCUCUGGCUGAAAGGGGAGGUUACCUGUGCUAAAAAGAAAAUAAACCCAAGGAUUCUGGCAGCAUGUAACACACAAUGGAUGUGAAGGCCAUAGAGCCUUCUCCCCUUCCUCAGGGUUGGGCUGAAUUCCCUUGCUAUAGCAUAACUAGGCACUUUUUUCAUGAGUUGAGAGUUUUCUCCUUGUUUCUGAUCAGCUGAAGAGACAGCAGAGAUCCAGAGAGCAUUCUUCUGCUACUGCAAAUGUUUAAGACAUUAUGUGGAGCCUUCUGCUGGGCUAAAAUCUAUUCCAGCCACAUCCUGCAUGGCAAGCUGUGGGAAAAGUGCAGGAAUGCUGUGGUGAUUGCUCCAGCCCGGUGGAAAUAAAAGUGUAGAAGCAGCAGGCUGGUGUUUCACUCCCUCUCUGCUCUCUGUCAGUGCUGCCUGUGCACCUUCACAGGAGCUUCACAGGAGCUCCUGGGUAGGGAGAAGACCUCACCUUCCUUCCCUCUACUUUAGUGCCUCACUCUGCAGCCCAGAGUGCACUGGGCUGGAAUUAACUACCCUCACAUAGGGACGGUUUGUAGCAUCGCAGCCUUUAUUUGAACCACGUUUUACAGGGGAUCUGAGGUACCUGUGGGAGUUGGAGCAUGCCAGGCUGCUCUCAGGAUGGGGAAAUGCAAUGAGGCAAGGCUUUAGGAGCAAUUAGGGCAUGUAGGGAGUGCAGUGAAUGGAGUAUUCCCUCUGUGCAGGAUCAGCAGCGAGCUCGGGGGUUGGCAGUUAUUCCUAUGAGUGGCUGCUCUGCUAAGAUGGUAACUAAGGUGGCAAGGGCUGAGUCUGGAAUUAACACCACGUGUUCACUGAGUGCUCUGUGUUCCAAACCCUGUGGCAAAGGCCACUGGCCCCUAUCCCUGUGCUUUGGCAGUGCCACAGCCUGAUGGUGCCACAGGGCUCCAGAUCCACAGGAGGAGGAGGCCUGGGUGCCAGUGUCAGCCCUGGAGCAGCGGAAAGGAAGAACAAAGCUCACAGGAUUUCAGUCCUGGCCACAAAGAGAAGCCCUGCUGCCUCACUUGGUCAUUUCAGUGUUAAGCAGCCAUGAGGCUGCUGCUUGUCCUCCCUCUGCCUCACCCAGGGCCACCCUUUCUUUCCCUGUGGUGUUGGAAGCAGCUGUUGGGGCACUGCUACAGCAAAGCACAGUCCAAAACCAGGACUGUGCAGCUGCUCUAACCUUAUACACCCCCCACUGCUUCCAAAAGAUGAAAUAAAUACCCAAACAAACAAACACAAAGCCAAGGGAGCAGCCUGAGUGUGGAGAAAUGGAGGUUUGGGGCAAGAAGGAAAUGGGUGAGAGGCUGAAACCCAACAGCUCAACCCCCGACUAAACCAAAGGAGCUUCACACGCACGCAACAGUCUGAUGAUACAGCACUUCUGGGGCAACAUUUCAAGAAUACAAUCUUUGAAGGAUGAGGUUCCUCGAUACAAAGGAAGGUUGGUUUGUACUACAGCUGGAAAGGUGUUUGCAAGGAGCCCGGGUGGCUCCCUGGCAGCUACGUAGAUUUUUACACAUCUACUGGCUCAUAGCAGCUCACGCCUACAAUCUGAGGACGCAGGUAAAGUUAUGGCUCUAGGAUACACAGUCUAAAAUCGACAGAAGCAGAAAAGGCAUCUGAAAAAUCAACGUGACAUUUAAAUGGCUCAACACUUUGACAGUAUUUUACGGCCAUGCCCUUUCCCUCCCUGUUAUGGUUCAGCCAGUGAACCAGGUGGAACCAUGACACGAGGAGCACGAAGCAUGCAGACUGCCCACAAGGCUGCACCACGGGGAAGUCCCAGCUAAGGUUUGCUACAAGGGAGAUCCUCCUGACUGGAUUCUGCAUCACUUACCAUGGGGAAAGCCGACUGCCUGGUGGGAGGAGGCCUUUUGGAAGGGCAGGGCCUGGAGGGUCUGCAGGGUCUUGCCAGAGUUACACCAUGCACCAUGGGCUAAGCACACGGGGACGGGGAGGGAGAAGCGCGACCCGCCUGCGGCACCGGCUGCGGC
Molecule: messenger RNA, 5085 nt
Organism: Ficedula albicollis (Collared flycatcher)
Lineage: Eukaryota; Metazoa; Chordata; Aves; Passeriformes; Muscicapidae
Gene: AGMAT
Product: agmatinase
Exons: 7
Coding region: 705-1862 (385 amino acids)
Molecular function (GO): metal ion binding; agmatinase activity
Source: RefSeq, a predicted model, not a curated record